Messenger RNA from Cuculus canorus (common cuckoo), 1645 nucleotides. RefSeq names its product claw keratin-like. Bases 137 to 460 code for a protein of 107 amino acids. The record is from RefSeq and is a predicted model, not a curated record. Lineage: Eukaryota; Metazoa; Chordata; Aves; Cuculiformes; Cuculidae. The transcript is spliced from 2 exons. Gene Ontology annotation, molecular function: structural constituent of cytoskeleton. Gene Ontology annotation, cellular component: intermediate filament.
AUCGAUUAGAACGGUAGGCACUCGGGUGAUUCAUGCUUUGGGACGUCUAAGGGCGAGUAUAAAAGCACUUGACAUCAGGUCUUGUAUCAUCAUUUUUCUUAUUUCUCUUGCGAAGUAGAUUAACCUUCCCUGGAAAAUGGUGCACACUCUAAACCCAUGCACUGAUGGCAGCGCCGCCUCGUGUGGGGUCGCUGUGCCACAGCCCAUUGCUGAGAGCUGCAACGAGCCCUGUGUUCGGCAGUGUCCUGACUCCAAGGUGGUGAUCUACCCUCCGCCGGUGGUUGUGACCUUCCCAGGACCAAUCCUCAGCACCUUCCCACAGCAGAGCGUCGUGGGAUCUGCAGGAGCCCCUGAAGUUGGGACUGGCUUUAGCGGUGCCCCUGCUCCUGGGGCUUCCCAUGUUUAUGGUGGUGACAGAUGGGGAUUUGGCUACCCAACGGGAAGCUGUAGACCAUGCUAGACCUCGUGAGAGUUCCUUCUUGAAAGAGGAAUAUCCUCUUUCAGAGUGUGUCAAGCAGGAUGUAGAUAUGUGGCUGAGCUUUUAGGGCUGCCAUUAAACGUGUGUGUAGAUGCUCAAAUCAUCUGAAAAAUCCAUUUAUACCCUACUCACCCUUCCUGAUUUUCUUUUUCUAGUGCCUUCCUGUCUUUCCAAGAGCUUUGUUCUCAGUGCUAUGGGCUGUGUUGCUGAUUCCCUGGGGGCUUAUAGGUGUCACUAUGGCAAUGUAAUUCUAUGAAAUCUAUUUUAGAUCUCUUUGGAGGCUCUUUCUGUGGCUAGGGAUGUAGAAAAAGGGUCACGGAGCCAACCAGUCUCCCGUCUGCUGCUGUGUUCUCUGUGCCUUGCUACGGUCUGGGCUGGGUAUCAACACUGAGCUGCAACAGGGAAGCGCCAUCAGUUAUUAGAUGAAUCAUCUUGCGUCAGAUCAUAGGUUGCGGGCAAUUUGUAAUCUGUACUAUGUAAUUCUGCCUCUAUGAACUGCUUGUUUCUUACUAAACAUGACCUUGCACCAUGUUAUUGGCCUCUAUGUGUGUGUUCCCGUCUGUGUGGGUUCCCUUCUGCUUCUCCUAAUUGAGGUGCCUUUGUCCUGCUGUACUGAGCUGAUCCCAUCACUCUGCUUCAGGACAGUGAUAAUCUUGAGAGAUUUGGCAGCGGUUUGUGUGUUCGCCUCCUUUUCACAGCAACCUCUUUGCUGUAUCUGCCUCUCAUUAAACUGCUGUCCCAUCCCUGGAGGUGUUCAAAAGGGGUUGGAUGGGAUUUAGAGCCCCCUGAUCCAGUGGAAGGUGCCCCUGCCCAUGGCAGGGGGGUUGGAACUGGAUGAACUUUGAGGUCCUUUCCACCAGAACCGUUCUAUGAUCUUGACUUUCAUGGUUUCUGGUCUUGCUUAUCCUUGAGGAGCUCUUGUGUCCUCAGCUUCUGCAUCUUGGCAGUGAUAAAGUGGAUCAGAACAGAGGUGCAUGGAGAAUCUGUGUUACUGAGAAGAAUGUGAGGCCAAGUGUUGCACGACAGCAGAUGUUUUUGAGUGUAAAAGUUAAAUUUCUGGCUUUACUGCUCUGUUUGAUGUUUGCAACAUGUGAAAACAGAUGAUGAUGUUCAUGGUAUUCUGAAUUUCUUCAGGAAUGUCUAGCUAAUAAACACUGCACAAACUUU